Messenger RNA from Corticium candelabrum, 680 nucleotides. RefSeq lists its product as uncharacterized. The transcript has 3 exons. Lineage: Eukaryota; Metazoa; Porifera; Homoscleromorpha; Homosclerophorida; Plakinidae. The coding region runs from base 276 to 638 and encodes 120 amino acids. The record is from RefSeq and is a predicted model, not a curated record.
CUGUCUGUAACAUCCACCACGCCAAAACUUCCAGGCCAAUCGCCACGAAUUGUGCAUGAAGACUGCGUUUCACACCACAAUGCAAACGCACGCUUCGGUAUUUAGACGGUCCCCUCUCGAGGAGUCGACCCUCACAUGAAAUCUCGCGACGACGUGACCGCGGUGCGACUUCGAAUUUUGACACGUACUAUCCCCAUGCACAUGCCACGAAAGACGGUCGAUUUCUCGCCGAUUGAAACUAGCCGUUUCGUGCCUGGGUUUCGCUCUAACGGCGGAUGGAGUGUAUUCCCUACUUCCGCAUUGAAGUGAGUCAUGAAUGGGACGUCUGUUGUUCUUACCACAAUCACAUAUCUACCACGAAGGCACCAGUAUACACAGGACAUAAACGUACUGGCCUUGGUACGCCAAACUACAUGGCCAUUCUCAUGACUAAACGUAUUCACCAGUUGACAGAUCCAAAUGAUUAUGAAGAAUCACUAUGUGGAGCUGUUCUCACUGUAACUGCAACAGAAAAUGGAAUCUUGGUUGGGUGCAACAAAUCUGGAGGUUCUCCUCUUUCAUCUCAGGAUUUGGCAUUGUAUGUCAACAUUGCAGUGGAACGUGCCAAAGUGGUGACGUCCUUGAUAAACACGGUGUAGAAAUGGUAACAAGUGAAUGUAUUAACAUCAUGAAUAUAAAAA